Drosophila nasuta is the source of this 4416-nucleotide messenger RNA. It is a transcript of the gene Scr, whose product is annotated as homeobox sex combs reduced. The record is from RefSeq and is a predicted model, not a curated record. Gene Ontology annotation, molecular function: DNA-binding transcription factor activity, RNA polymerase II-specific; RNA polymerase II cis-regulatory region sequence-specific DNA binding. Gene Ontology annotation, biological process: anterior/posterior pattern specification; positive regulation of transcription by RNA polymerase II. Gene Ontology annotation, cellular component: nucleus; nucleoplasm. NCBI's taxonomy places the organism in Eukaryota, Metazoa, Arthropoda, Insecta, Diptera, Drosophilidae.
CGCUUCGAGCACGUAUUCGCGGAUACAUUCAUACUAUACAACAAUAUACGAGAACAGCAGAAACCGAGCCAAGCCAAAAGCAAUCCAUCAAUCCGUCAUAGCAGACGCGCUCGCUUCGUUCGCGAAUCUCGCGCGGCUCUCACCAUAUCUAUGAAGAUACAAUAAUAAUAACAAAAGCAUCGCGCAUCCGUCGGAUACAGAUACAACAACAACAAUAGAUACAACAGAUACAAUUGCAACAUCUCAACAUGCUCAGUGCUGCUGACUUUGAACGAUAAUAACGAAAGAUGGAUGGGCAGCUAAGUGUUUUCACUGCCAGUGUUUUCAUCGAUGACGUUUUAAACUACACUCCAACAUUCGCGCUGAUGGAUACUACAAAAAAAAUAAAUUCGUCGUAAAUGCUCAACCGUCUCCCAAAAUUAGAUACAAUCAAUUGAUCGUUUAUAAUCGAUCCUAACCAGAACUGUGACAAAUCGUGUGCCUGCCCGCUGCGGCUAAUUGCGGCUAUAAAUUCGCCAAAAAUUCAGUGAAACGACAGGUAAAACAGCGAAUGCAACUGCGAACUCCCCGUUAAACCUCAGGAUAUGCAAAACGGAUUAACUUGAAAAUAUGCGGGCUCGACUCGGUAAUUAGCUAAAGGUCAACUCAAAGUGCUCGAAAAUCGUUUCCGCCGCAUAACAAAAACAUUGUGAAUUUACAACAACAUUAAUAAAUUGUGAAGUGAAGCACAUUCAAAUCGGUUGCACUUGUUUAACAACAAAUAACAAUUACCGACGGCUAAAAUUUUGUUCAAGUGAAUGCAGCUAAACUGCGAAACUUCAAAGCAAUUUUAAACAGAGAGCAAAGAUAUCGAUCGCGAAAAUGGAUCCCGACUGCUUUGCCAUGUCCUCGUACCAGUUUGUCAACUCGCUGGCCUCCUGCUAUCCACAGCAGAUGAAUCCACAGCAGAGCCAUCCGGGCGCCAAUGCCAGCAAUGCGGGCAACAGCAACGGCGGCGGUGCGGGCGGUGCAACGGGGGGGCAGGGCAACUCGGGGGCAGCGACGCCGGGCAGCAAUGAUUACUUCCCAGCAGCGGCCGCGUACACGCCCAAUUUGUAUCCGAACACACCGCAGGCACACUAUGCCAACCAGGCUGCCUAUGGAUUGGGUGGCGGUGGAGGAGGUGCGCCUGGCGGUGGUCAGGCUAAUCCCGAUAUGGUCGACUAUACACAGUUGCAGCCACAGCGAUUGCUGCUGCAGCAGCAGCAACAACAGCAGCACGCACAUGCGACGGCUGCAGUUGUGGCUCAGCAGCAACAGCAGCAGCAACAGUUGCCACAGCAGCAGCAACAACACCCGCAGCAACAGCAACAGCAGCAGCAGCAGCAACAACAGUCGAGCAUCAGCUGUAAAUAUGCCAACGAUCCGUCAACGCCCGGGGGGCAACACAACAACAACAAUAACAACAACAACAGCGCCAACAGCAACAACAACAACAACCAAUCGUUAGCCAGUCCACAGGAUCUCUCCACCCGCGACAUCUCGCCCAAACUCUCGCCCAGCUCCGUCGUGGAGAGCGUCGCCCGUUCCCUCAACAAAGGCGUCCUCGGUGGCAGCUUAGCCGCCGCUGCCGCCGCCGUCAGCCUGAACAACAACCACAGCGGCGGGGCAGGCAGCGGGGUGCCAGGACCCGGCAAUGUCAACGUCAAUGUGCCCAUGCACAGUCCGGGUGGCGGCGACUCUGACUCCGAGAGCGACAGCGGCAACGAGGCGGGCAGCAGUCAGAACAGCGGCAAUGGCAAGAAGAAUCCACCACAGAUCUAUCCCUGGAUGAAGCGAGUACAUCUCGGACAGAGUACUGUGAAUGCCAAUGGCGAGACGAAACGACAACGGACCUCAUACACCCGCUAUCAGACACUCGAGCUGGAGAAGGAAUUCCACUUCAAUCGCUACCUGACACGCCGGCGACGCAUCGAGAUCGCACACGCGCUCUGUUUGACGGAGCGACAGAUCAAGAUCUGGUUCCAGAAUCGUCGCAUGAAGUGGAAGAAGGAGCACAAGAUGGCGUCAAUGAACAUUGUGCCCUAUCAUAUGGGUCCAUAUGGCCAUCCAUAUCACCAGUUCGAUAUCCAUCCGUCACAGUUUGCGCAUCUGAGCGCAUAGGACGCGUGGCACUUUUCGGGUACUGGUUAGAGACUCAAUCAGUUGUAUCAGGAACCAUAUCAGGCGGCGGCAGCGGCAAGCGUGGCCGGCGGCUAUCAGUCACAGGGCUCUCAGGAUGCCACAUCGGUGGCCUCGGUGCUCGGCAGUGGCAGCGGCAGCGGUGGCGGCGGUGGAGUUGGAGUUGGGAUUGGGGCUGUUGGGGGCAAUGUCGGUGCCGGCAACGGUCCCAACUCGUUGUUCAGCUCCGCCGCGGCGGUGGCCAAUGCCGGCAAUGCCAAUGCCGAGUGCAUUAAAUAUCCGCAAGAGUUCUGAUCUCAGGUUAUCCUCAGGCCACAGCAGCAGCAGCAACAGCAGCAGCGGCAGCCUGACUCGGACUGUGAGCCCGAGCUUGGGCUGGAGUCAGAGCCAGAGGCAGAACCAAAGCUAAAGCCAGAACCACAGCCAGAACCAGAGCCGGAGGCGGAACUAGAAUUGGAGCUAGGGCUGCAGCUGGAGCUGGAAUAUAAAGCGGAUAUUGUUGGCUGCAAUUUGUUCUGCUGCUGAGCCGGUGACACAUUGCCACUGCCACUGUUCCAUAUCUGCAUCUGCACUCGCAUUCGCAUCCGCCGCCGCCGUCGAUCAACCAACAUCAAAGAUGAUGCUUCUUGUUUGCAACUGAUUCGUGUUAAGCUGAGAAACGAGCCGUUGCUGGAGCUCGGCUCGUUUGGGUUUAUGAUACUGGAGGUGGAACUGUCAUAUCAAAGUUCUCCCAGAGCCAUCCUGCACACCACCCCACCUAGACACACACACACACAGACAACCACACACAUACAAACAAACACUUGGGCAUGGAUCUGAAGAGAUUACUUCGCAUAUAAUCAAUAUAUACUUCAGCACUAUCGGAGUUGUUGCCGUUGGACGUCCAGUAUGAUAAACCUCUUUCUCUAAGCAGUAUUCGAAAAGCUAUUAGAUCCUAAGUCUAGCAUAAAUUUUAGUCCUAAGCAGCACACACACGAUGAACAAACCCGUAAUAUAAUAUAUUUGCAAUAAUUUCAAAGUGAUUUCUAUUAAACUUAGUUCUCGUUUUAUACAUAAUUCUAAUUCUAAUCCCUCCCUGACACACACAACUGUAUCCUCUGAAAUGUGUACUUAAAAAUCGAUCUAUCAUAUUUCUCCAUAUAACUAUCCAUAUAAGGCUUUGUUUAGUUUGUAAAUAGCAGAGCGUCCAUCACUCAGAUGGCGCCUUAUUAUGUUUGUGUUUCUCAUUUUUGUCUAUUGAUUGAAAAUUUAAUUUGUGUUGUUGAAAGUGCUUGAACAGCUUUUGGAGAUGCUUUAAUAAUUUGUAUCAAAAAUUAACUUAAUACUAUUUAAUCUGUAAUUUGUUUUAUUUGCAAACCAAUGAUGAACAAACAAAUUCGGAAGACAAACAGGGAAAUUUGGCAAGACGAUCGAACUGUUUCGAAAUUGCGAAUUUUUUAGCAUAAUUUCAAUAGCAACAAAAUGCAAAGCUAUCUUCCUCCACAUCAGACUCUAGUUCUCUACUUCUAUCGCACCUUCAAAUUUCCAUCUCGAUUAAUUAUUAUUUCGAGUUGAAUUAAAAGCUUUCAUCUCUGUACAACGAUAUACAAAUCCUAUAAAUAUUGUCUCUUAGUGUAAGUGGAAUUAUUGAAUAAUGCGCAAAUUGUUAAACUCUAAUGCUAUACAAAUUAUACCUAAAUGUAAUGUAAUUAUUUAUGCUGUACUUUUCGCUAAGCUAAGGUUAGUGCAUUCUAGAACCUAUCGGUAGUCUAUGUGAACCUAGCAAGUAAGCCUAAAUUAUAUGUAUCGAAUUAGCAAGACAAAUUUUAGUGAAAGGUAAAAUAAAAAUAUAAUAUGUAUGAAGAAAAUUAUAAUAAACAACCGCGCAUUGCAAUAUUAAGAAAGGGAAGAACAUUAAGAAAACUUGAAAAACAAACAUUUAGCACAAAUUAAUUAAUUGUUUUUUUUCUUUUAAUUAUUAGUUUAUGUUUCUGGCAAAUUGUCCAAAAUACAUGAUUUUGUUAAUAUAAAUGCAAUACAGAAAGUAUUCCUUUGGACUUAGUAUCAGUGCACAGAGAGCGCAAAAUGUUUAACUGCAUUCCAUGUAAAAAGAAAUUACAUAACUAAUUUUUUAAUAAUAUGUAAUAAUAUGGGUUCAAUUGCAUACGUAAUGUUUAUGAAAUGAAUCUUUCAUCUAUUCAACCACAAAACAAUACAAAUAUGAAUAAAUCAAAAACAAACAAAGCAUAUGUAAACUUGUAUGAAUAUGGAAUAAAA